AUGGGUAUAUGCAUGGCUAGGAUCAUGGCACUGAAUGAGCUUAAAGAGCUCAAAGUGUUAUUACAAGAGUUGCUAGAUCAUGGCUUGAUAAGGCCAAGUGUAUCACAUUGGGGAGCUCUAGUGUUAUUCAUGAAGAAGAAGGAUGCAUCAAUAAGGCUUUUCAUUGAUUAUCGUCAUUUGAACAAACUGACUAUAAUGAAUAAGUGCCCUUUAACGAGAAUUAAUGACCUUUUUGAUCAAUUUAGAGGUUCCAUUAUUUUCUCUCAGAUUAAUCUGAGGUCAGGUUAUUAUCAGGUGCAAGUGAAAGAAGUGGAUAUACUAAAAAUUGCCUUUAGGACUCAAUAUGGGCACAAUGAAUUCUUAGUGAUGCCUUUCAGUCACACAAAUGCUCCUGACGUGGUAUCUGCAGAGGGUAUCCGAGUUGAUCCCAAGAAGAUUGAGGCUAUUCUAGAUUGGAAGUUGCCUAAGAAUGUUAGUGAGAUUUGGUGUUUUCUCAGACUUGCUGGUUGGGAGGAACAUUUACCGCUUGUUGAGUUUGGAUAUAAUAAUAGCUUUCAGUCGAGCAACAAGAUGGCUCCUUAUGAAGCUCUUUAUGGCGCAAGUGAUCAUUUGAACGUGGCAUCUGACCAGCAAAAUUCUUAUUCUGACUUGAAGAGGAAGGAUAUAGAGUUUAGUGUUGAUGAUCGAGUCUUCCUUAAGGUUUCUCCUUAG
This is a messenger RNA of Gossypium arboreum, 711 nucleotides long. RefSeq lists its product as uncharacterized. Gene Ontology annotation, molecular function: nucleic acid binding. NCBI's taxonomy places the organism in Eukaryota, Viridiplantae, Streptophyta, Magnoliopsida, Malvales, Malvaceae. The coding region runs from base 1 to 711 and encodes 236 amino acids. The transcript is spliced from 4 exons. The record is from RefSeq and is a predicted model, not a curated record.